This is a messenger RNA of Carya illinoinensis, 693 nucleotides long. RefSeq lists its product as uncharacterized. The record is from RefSeq and is a predicted model, not a curated record. The transcript has a single exon. The coding region runs from base 1 to 693 and encodes 230 amino acids. NCBI's taxonomy places the organism in Eukaryota, Viridiplantae, Streptophyta, Magnoliopsida, Fagales, Juglandaceae. Gene Ontology annotation, molecular function: RNA-DNA hybrid ribonuclease activity; nucleic acid binding.
AUGACCAUGAUCAUGAGAAACAUAUGGCAUAGAAGAAAUAAGUAUGUGUUUGAGAAAAAAUUAUUGUCUCCUGCUAGUGUUGUACAGAUUGCAUUAUUAGGUUAUGAAGAUUAUAAGCUGGCUCAAGAGUGUGUAAGGGGGGAGAUGGAUAAAAAAGCUACCAAGCAAACAAUGAAGGAAGGUAAUGGGUGGAGAAAGCCGAAGGAUUCAAUGCUAAAAGCUAAUUUUGAUGCUGCUACUUGUGAGUCUUCUAGAAGAUUGGGGAUUGGGGUGGUAAUCAGAGGUGGUGAGGGUGAAGUUUAUGCUGCAAAAUGUGCUGUAAAAGUGUUCAAUGGCUGUAUGUUUGCUGCAGAAUGUUUUGCAUUAUGGGAAGCCAUGGUUUUAUGUGAAGAUUUGGGGUUAGGGAAUGUCCAGUUUGAAGGGGAUGCAAAGGGAGUUAUUGAUGCAGUAAGAAGGGGGGAUAAGGAUGACUCUAGUGCAGGACAUUUGGUGGAGGCUUUGCAGCAGAAAAUAAAUUCUUUUUUCAAAUGGAAUGUGAGCUUUAUUCGAACAGAGGGCAAUGAGGUUGCUCAUCAAUUAGCUAAGAUGGCAUUGAACUAUGAAGAGGAUAGGUAUUGGGUUGAGGAGGGCCCUGAGGAAAUUGUUAAUCAAGUUGUUAUAGAUAAAAUGUAUGAUGUAACCGAAACUGUUUGA